AUGGACAAGCCUGGCAACAAAGGAAAAUGCACUACCACGAAGAAGGAACCCACAGAGGAGGAUAAGUCUAAAGGCUCUAAGUCACACAAGCGAAAUUCUAAAAAAGGAGAUUCUUUCAAUCCCAAGAAGCUUAAGAAAAUGGCAAGAAGACCCAAGAGUCUAACUCCUCCUGGCUCAGAAAUUGAGAAGUAUGUUGAAGAAGAGGAGGGUAAUCAUGAAUCACCGAGAGGUAAAACACCUCCCAGAUCCCCAACUCCAAUCGAACCUAUUCAUGACAACAUUCCUACUCCACCUCCAUCACCGAAACAAACUCUUCCGGUUUCGGUUCCUAUUGAUCCUUCAUCCACUACUUCACAACCAACGACUUCUUUACCACCACCUCCACCAGUUACUACUAUUCCAAUUUCUACAUCUCCAUUACCACCUCCUAUAAUUUCACAAUCAACUACCACUACUAUUCCUGACCCAACAGUGGGAGUCAACGUAUCUGAUACGGGGGCAACUACUACAACUAAAACUCCAGUCCCCACUAAACCUCUUUCACCUACCAACUCAACCGAUUCCAGUGCCACUCUCGGUGGAGAGAAUGAUGAGUAUGACUCUACAUACUUCAGUCCACAUCGGCUUCCAUCUGAUGAAGACAAUGAUGCUCCUCUCAACAGCCAACAUUUACAGAGCAUUCAUGAAAAGUUGGAUCGUUUGCUUGAAGACAUCAAGGCUUAUAGUGGUGUGGUUCUUAAAGCUUUCGUGGAGACUGCCAUAGAACAAUACACAACGUCAAUUGAGAAAUCUACUAAAGCUAUUGAUGAGUCUACUUCUUCUUGUAAAAAGGCAACUAAUGAUGUUACUGAGAUUGUUCAUACAACUCAGAUUUUUCUUCAAUCAUUGAAAAGUCAUGAUGAUACAAGUGCAACUAAAGUACAAGCUUCUGUGGAUUCAUUUUCUAAGUCCCUUCAGGAAGAAAGCACCAAGUUUGAAGUUGUGCGUUCAUCUAUCCAAACCGAGAACACUUCCUUUUUAAUUUUAGUGAAUUCUUGUUUUGCCUCUCUUCACGCUGACCUGGAAACCGAAAGUGCUCUGAAGGCAGAUCUUGCCAAACAAGCAUCUACUAUUGAAGUCCAGAAGGUGCAGCUAGCCCAAGCAGAAAAAGAAAUUUCUUUAUUAAAGACAGAACGGGUUGUAUUUCGAAGCUAUGCAGGAGAUGUAAAGGACAUGUUGACCAAUCUCCUUGGUGCUCAUGAUCCCAUUCUCACUCUCACCAUCAAAAAUCAUCUUACCACCAAAUUGCUUCCUGCCCUUGCAAUGCUCCAUGAAAUGAAGGGUGUUUCUGAGAGGUCCAUCCCUCCGAAACAAGGGGGAGAAGGUGCUCGUGUUGAUCAACCGAAAGUGACUGUGAAAACAGAAACAGAAACUAUAAACCCAGAAGUCAAAGUCACAACCGAACUGAAGGAUAAUGUAGCUUCAGGUUCUGGUCCACAUGAAAAGCAAAAGGAGACCGCUGAUGAUAGUGAAAGUCAUGUGGAAGAAACAAUUGUUGAGGCUCUCUAG
Molecule: messenger RNA, 1548 nt
Organism: Lactuca sativa (garden lettuce)
Lineage: Eukaryota; Viridiplantae; Streptophyta; Magnoliopsida; Asterales; Asteraceae
Source: RefSeq, a predicted model, not a curated record